CGAAUUCAGUUUUAUUCAAGACAUUGAAAGAGCAAUACGGUUUAUCGAGAUUGCAAAUCAAUUUUUUCUAAGUGUACUUACAAAAGUGAUAUUUUAUCGUGAUAGUGAAAAGUUUACUUAUAUCAAAUUGUUCAGAUAAGUGAAUAAUCGAAUGGUCAAAAUGCGGUGGAGCUUGCUAGCUUUAGUUUGUGUGUUGGCGGUGGUGUGCGCCGACGAGAAGAAGGAGAAAGACAAGGACAUCGGCACCGUCAUCGGUAUCGACUUGGGUACCACCUACUCAUGUGUGGGUGUAUACAAGAAUGGAAGGGUUGAAAUCAUCACCAACGACCAGGGUAACCGUAUCACUCCCUCUUAUGUAGCCUUCACGAGUGACGGUGAGCGUCUCAUAGGAGAUGCUGCUAAGAACCAGCUAACUACCAACCCUGAGAACACUGUCUUUGAUGCUAAGCGUCUCAUUGGUCGUGAAUGGAGUGACUCCACUGUCCAACAUGAUGUGAAAUUCUUCCCCUUCAAGGUGGUAGAAAAGAACAGCAAACCCCAUGUGUCAGUUAUGACCGCCCAGGGUGACAAGAUCUUCGCCCCCGAAGAAAUCUCUGCCAUGGUCUUGACUAAGAUGAAGGAAACUGCCGAAGCUUACCUCGGAAAGAAGGUUACCCAUGCUGUUGUUACUGUCCCAGCUUACUUCAAUGAUGCCCAACGUCAAGCUACCAAGGAUGCUGGUGUGAUUGCCGGUCUCAAUGUUAUGAGAAUCAUCAAUGAACCUACUGCUGCUGCCAUUGCUUACGGUCUUGACAAGAAAGAAGGAGAAAAGAAUGUACUUGUGUUUGACUUGGGUGGUGGUACCUUUGAUGUAUCUCUUCUUACCAUUGACAAUGGAGUGUUUGAAGUAGUAGCUACCAAUGGUGACACUCACUUGGGUGGUGAAGAUUUCGACCAGAGAGUUAUGGAGCACUUCAUCAAACUGUACAAGAAAAAGAAGGGCAAGGACAUCAGGAAAGACAACCGUGCCGUGCAGAAAUUGCGUCGCGAGGUCGAAAAGGCGAAGAGAGCUCUGUCAUCCAGCCAUCAAGUUAAGAUUGAAAUUGAGUCCUUCUUUGAGGGUGAAGACUUCUCUGAAACCCUUACCAGAGCUAAGUUUGAGGAGUUGAACAUGGAUCUCUUCAGAUCUACCCUCAAGCCCGUACAGAAGGUGUUGGAAGAUGCUGACAUGAACAAGAAGGAUGUUGAUGAGAUUGUACUUGUUGGUGGUUCCACUCGUAUCCCCAAAGUUCAACAGUUGGUCAAGGAAUUCUUCAAUGGUAAGGAGCCAUCCCGAGGCAUCAACCCUGAUGAAGCUGUCGCCUAUGGUGCUGCCGUCCAAGCUGGUGUUCUCAGUGGAGAGCAAGACACAGAUGCUAUUGUACUUCUCGACGUCAACCCUCUUACAAUGGGUAUCGAAACUGUCGGAGGCGUCAUGACCAAGUUGAUCCCACGUAACACUGUCAUCCCGACCAAGAAAUCUCAAAUCUUCUCAACAGCCAGUGACAACCAACACACUGUAACUAUUCAAGUCUAUGAAGGUGAACGUCCAAUGACUAAAGACAACCACUUAUUAGGAAAGUUUGACCUUACUGGCAUCCCACCUGCGCCUAGAGGUAUCCCACAAAUUGAAGUCACCUUCGAAAUCGACGCCAACGGUAUCUUACAAGUAUCUGCUGAAGACAAGGGCACUGGUAACCGAGAGAAGAUUGUCAUUACCAAUGACCAGAACAGACUGACACCAGAAGAUAUUGAGAGAAUGAUCAAGGAUGCUGAGAAGUUUGCUGAUGAUGAUAAGAAACUAAAGGAGAGAGUAGAAUCAAGAAACGAAUUGGAAAGCUACGCUUACUCUAUCAAGAACCAACUUCAAGACAAAGAAAAAUUAGGAGCUAAGGUCAGUGAAGAAGAAAAGACUAAAAUGGAAGAAGCAAUUGAUGCAGCAAUCAAGUGGCUCGAAGACAAUCAAGAUGCUGACUCAGAGGAGUACAAGAAACAAAAGAAGACAGUAGAGGAUGUCGUCCAGCCAAUCAUUGCCAAACUAUACCAGGGACAAGGAGGUGUACCCCCACAAGGAGCGGGUGGUGAUGAUGAAGACUUCAAAGAUGAGUUGUAACCGCACGAACUUUAAAGCAGUGAUCACAGCCAAAAGAUCUCUGUAAUGAUCGCUACAGAUUACAUACGUACAGGAUGAUUUUUUAAACUGAAUCUAAGUAAAUCUGAAUACCUCCUGCUCUAUGUAGUAAAUUGUGUAUGUAUCAUGUAUGUAAUCUGUAUAUGAAUGUGUUUUGAAAUAGCUCGUGAUGUAUAUUUAUUUGUGUGCUGUGCAAAUGGUGUGUGUUGUGGUGUGCGAUACACGACUGGAUCGUAUUCAACGCUUCGCACAAGUGUGCAAUAUGGAUGAAUGUUUUUGUAUAAAUUGAUGCAUUUCUUAAUUUUAAUAAGAUCAAUAGUCGUUAUGAGGGGUCUGAUUAUAUUGGUCUUCCUCAAAGAUUAGUUUGAAUUGUGUUAUACAUUUGCGCAGAUUACGUCAUAUACUGUGGGCGGUUUAGAGUUAUUUAAAGUAGAAUGUCUACUGUGUAGGCAAAUGUCUGGCUUCAGGCGGCUUACAGUAUAUGGUGUACGGCAUUUGAAGCCUUGCGUCACUCGAAGACCACCUCAAUUGUUCUUGUAUGUAAUUGUUUUGAGACUGCUGAAUUGUUAGCUCUUAAUUAGGAGUAUAAUUAAUGUAGCAAAUAUUUGAGUUGAAGUAUGAAGGAGUACAUAAAUAAAAAAACAUUUUCUAUUA
Molecule: messenger RNA, 2803 nt
Organism: Aricia agestis (brown argus)
Lineage: Eukaryota; Metazoa; Arthropoda; Insecta; Lepidoptera; Lycaenidae
Gene: Hsc70-3
Product: endoplasmic reticulum chaperone BiP
Exons: 4
Coding region: 152-2131 (659 amino acids)
Biological process (GO): endoplasmic reticulum unfolded protein response; cellular response to unfolded protein; protein refolding
Cellular component (GO): nucleus; cytoplasm; membrane
Molecular function (GO): misfolded protein binding; ATP hydrolysis activity; heat shock protein binding
Source: RefSeq, a predicted model, not a curated record